Molecule: messenger RNA, 1710 nt
Organism: Salvelinus namaycush (lake trout)
Lineage: Eukaryota; Metazoa; Chordata; Actinopteri; Salmoniformes; Salmonidae
Gene: scamp3
Product: secretory carrier membrane protein 3
Exons: 9
Coding region: 531-1577 (348 amino acids)
Biological process (GO): protein transport
Cellular component (GO): recycling endosome membrane; trans-Golgi network membrane
Source: RefSeq, a predicted model, not a curated record
GGAUCACGUUUGUUUCUACAGCGGCCAAUUUUUGCAGGCAAUAACAAAGUGAAUCCGCCAAAGAAAUACGGUUGAAGGAGAAACGGGUUUAACUAAUAAACAAGGAUAUAGCUAGCCAAGUCAAUUAAAUCAAUAGAUACACAUUUCGGCAAUAUCUUGACAGAUUGCGGCAACGUUUUCGGUUGAUAACAGAUAACGUUAGGUAGCCAGGACAGCGAUCUUGCUAUGUUGUUAACUUUCUAGCUAGGUUACAGUUGUGUUAUAUUUGGCGAUACAUCUUAAAUUGAAAUCUAUUAAUAACCGGUUAGUUAGACGAUGACACUCCUGAUACAGCCAUAACAUCUGAACUGUUUUUUUUUGUUUUAAACUAGGGAGGGGCCGUGGCUUGCUACUACUAGCUAGCUAGCUAACCAAGUCAGCAGAAAAUAACCUGUUUCCAGUUAUUUCAGAGGCUAACUGUUAGCCUAGUGUCAGUAGAUAGGUUUUCUAUUUGAACAGAGUAGGUCGGGCAUACACCAUUUCUGUAAAAAAUGUCAAAAUACACAAGUUUUUCGGAACCAGGCGACGCCCACAACCCAUUCCAGGACCCUGCAGUGACCCAACACAGCAGCAACACUGAGUAUGCCACACUGGAUCUUUACAACCCAUUUGACAAUAAAAAUGGGCCCCCACCACCAGCCUAUGCAGCCACCUCCCCAUCCGCCCCCCAACCCGUUGUUCCUGCAACAACCCCACCCAGCAGGACUACGCCUACAGAGCCCCGCAACUAUGGCACCUCCUUCACCCCCCAGCAGACAGCUGUCAACGCCACCACAGCAGAACUCCUGAAGAAGCAGGAAGAGCUGGAGAAGAAAGCCCGUGAGCUGGAGAGGAGGGAGAGGGAGCUGAAUUCAUACGCCCUUGGCCCUGGAGCCACUCGUCAGAAUAACUGGCCUCCCCUGCCCACUUUCUGCCCUGUGGGACCCUGCUUCUACCAAGACAUCAACAUGGAGAUCAGCCAGAGCUUCCAACGCACUGUCUCUAUCAUGUAUUACUACUGGAUGUUCACUGCCUGCACACUGGCAUUUAACUUAAUUUCCUGCCUGAGUCUGUUCUGUGUGGACACUUCUGGUGGUGUUGGGCUGGGCCUCGCCAUCCUCUGGGUCCUCCUCUUCACCCCCUGCUCCUUCGUCUGUUGGUACAGGCCUGUGUACAAAGCCUUCAGGAGUGACAGCUCCUUCAACUUCUUCGCCUUCUUCUUCAUUUUUUUCAUCCAAGUGAUUGUCUAUGUCAUCAUGACCAUUGGCAUUCCUGGAUGGGGUUUCAGCGGCUGGAUAGUGAGUCUGGCUGCUCUGAAGACUAGCGUGCCUGUUGGUGUGAUCAUGAUGCUCAAUGCCAUCCUAUUCACUGCCCAGGCUGCCAUGGGGGUUGUCAUGCUCAAGAGGGUCCACUCUCUGUACAGGCAGACCGGUGCCAGCUUCGUGAAGGCUCAGGCUGAGUUUGCAACUGGAGUGAUGUCCAAUCAGGCUGUACGCCAGGCAGCUGCCAACGCCACUGCGUCUGCUGCCCAGGGGGCUUUUACUGGGGUGGCUCGAUAGAGGGAAGGCAGGCAAGUAGAGCAAGGGAGCUCGUAGGGAGAGAGGGGUAGGUACAGUUGAAGUCGGAAGUUUACAUACACCUUAGCCAAAUACAUUUAAACUCAGUUUUUCACAAUUCCUGACAUUUAAUCCU